This is a messenger RNA of Ilex paraguariensis (yerba mate), 642 nucleotides long. The record is from the annotation of a GenBank genome assembly. NCBI's taxonomy places the organism in Eukaryota, Viridiplantae, Streptophyta, Magnoliopsida, Aquifoliales, Aquifoliaceae.
AUGGGUCGCCGCCGAAGUUCCGGAGGAGUAAUCAAUGCGCAUGGGGUUGCUAUAUAUGGGCAAACGGUUUAUGAGGAAAGAAUUGCAGACAAGAAAGACGUGAGGGAUGAUAUUUUGAGCUAUGAAAGAAGAUCAAUGAGGUCAGCUUCUCGUCCUGCUGCCCGUUCUCCACCACGUCAGCCUCCACAGCCAGCUGCUCGUGCUCCUCCACCAGCGCCUGUACAAAGGGAAUCUGCAAGUGGAGGGCUUGGUUCUGUAGUUGCUGAAGGUAAGUUAUUGUAUGGCAUUGCCAUUGGUGGUGGGAAUGGUAUUGCCCACAGGGCUAUGGAUUUCGUGUUGGGUCCCACGGCCAUAAAACAUGAGACAGUGGCCUCCCCUGCCCCUACUGCUGAGGCAGCAACCAUGAACAGUCUUGAAGGUUCUGAUGCAUGUGGUGGCCAAUUCAAAGCCUUCCGAGAUGUAUGUUCCAUUCUAUCACAAUUAAAUUCAUUUUUAGUGAGUCCUGGUGAUUGUUUCUUAUUACUUAGGUCUGUUCUUGGGUUGUGCCUGAAUUACUAUGGAAGUGAUAUCAGCAAGUGCCAGACCUACAUGGAUAUGCUGAGUGAAUGCCGCAAAAAUACUGGCAGUGGCCUGAGUGCUUGA